Pipistrellus nathusii (Nathusius's pipistrelle) is the source of this 1623-nucleotide messenger RNA. The record is from the annotation of a GenBank genome assembly. NCBI's taxonomy places the organism in Eukaryota, Metazoa, Chordata, Mammalia, Chiroptera, Vespertilionidae.
AUGCUGGCCGAGCUGGGGUCCUGUCUGCUGCUGGCAGUGGCUCUGCUGGGCCCAGGCCCCAGGGCCCGAGCCAUGAAAGGUGUCAAAUGUGGGGGAGUGCUCUCAGCACCUUCUGGAAACUUCUCCAGCCCCAACUUCCCCGGACUCUACCCCUACAACACGGAGUGCAGCUGGCUGAUCGUGGUGGCCGAGGGCUCCUCCGUACUCCUCACCUUCCACGCCUUUGACCUGGAGUACCACGACACCUGCGGCUUCGACUUCCUGGAGAUCUACAACGGGGCCGCGGGGGACCAGGGCAACCUGCUGGGGCGGUUCUGCGGCCAGGUGCCCCCACCACCCUUCACCUCCUCCUGGCAUAUCCUGUCGGUCAUCUUCCACUCGGACAAGCACGUGGCCAGCCGUGGCUUCUCCGCAGGCUACCAGAAAGAUGCGUGCGGCGGCGUCCUGACGGGCCUGUCGGGGGUCCUCACCAGCCCCGGAUACCCCGACCACUACCCCAACGACGCGGAGUGCCGCUGGGUGAUCCGGGCCGCCGGCCCCGCCACCGUCAAGCUGGUGUUCGCCGACUUCCAGGUGGAGGGCAGCGCCGAGUGCGCCUACGACUACGUGGCGGUGCUGGGGGCGCCGGGGCCCGCCCGCGGGCACCGCUUCUGCGGCGGCGCCCGGCCCCCCGCCCUGGUGUCCCGGGGCUUCGAGCUGCAGGUGGUUUUCAAGUCCGACUUCAACAUCGGAGGCCGGGGCUUCAAGGCCUACUUCUUCUCAGGGGAAUGCCAGGAGGUGUACACGGCCGUGCGGGGCAACUUCUCCAGCCCCCACUACCCCAGCGCCUACCCCAACAACGUCCGCUGCCACUGGACCAUCCGCCUGCCUCCCGGCUACCGGGUCAAGCUGUUCUUCCUGGACCUGGAAUUGGAGGGGCCCAACAGCCUCACCAAGACCUGCGACUUCGACCACCUGGCGGCCUUCGACGGGGCCAGCGAGGAGGCGCCCCUGCUGGGGCGCUGGUGCGGCCGCCACCUGCCCCCGCCCGUCACCUCCAGCCGCAGCCAGCUCCUGCUCCUGCUCCGGGCCGACCGCAGCACCUCCAGCAGGGGCUUCUCCGUGGCCUACAUAGGAGUUGUGCCCAUGAACGUGAGCUGCUCCCGCAUGGACUUCCAGAUCCUGAUCUCCACGCAGGCGCUGGCCCCCCUGGGGCGGACCCAGGUCUACCUGGGCAGCCGGCGCUGCGCGGCCCAGGAGGUGGACGGCACCUUCCGGAUCCAGGCCCGCUUCGACACCUGCGGCACCGAGUCUCAGAGGAGGAACAACACCUCGGUGAUCGUCAGCACGCUGUACAUCGACUUCUCGGCCGGCGGGCAGGAGGACGUCCACCAGUACGAGGUCCUCUGUGAGCCCCGGCGCAAGGAGGCCUCUGUCCGCCUGCUGUCCGGCUCCGACUGGCUGGGGCCCUACGCCGCCACGGCCGAGCACCUGCAGGAAGCGCCCCCCGGGGACGAGGCGGAGGCACUGCCGGGCCCUGCGGCCCUGGUGGCCCAGGACACCAGCGACAUUGUCUUCCUGGGCCUGUGCAUCCUGGCUGGAGUCCUCAUGGUCAUGGCCAUCGUGGUGCUGAUGCUGCUGUGA